AUUAGCAUUUGAAUAGUUGGCCUGUUUCGACACGUUCAUAGAUUUUGAUCAGCCGAAGACGGGAUUUCCAGUAUACAGUUCUCGGUAUAUAGCCUCAUCGUUCAACUAGUUGAGGCUCCUCUACCCAAAUCCGUCCAAUUUCAAUAUUAACUAGUUGAGAGAUCCCCAAAUCUACUCUACUCCCACUCGUCUUGCAGCGCACUUUCAACUUCUAAUAACCCAAAUCCUCACUCUCCCUCUGGCCAUUUCCAAGGCUCAGUAUCCAAACUCAUAUCCAUACCUCUCCCGUCGAUCCCCACUCCACCUGACUAAGGCCGUUUCUUGGCGCGUCAUGGAGAACCCGCCGAGUCGCGUCCCUCCGUCGCACAUCGACCCCGAUCGCGUGGCCACCAUGUACGGCGAACUCGGCAAUAAACUGGUCCAACAUGCGAAGCGCACGCAAGCCCUCGCCCAUCUCCCACCUUACCAAACCGAGAUCGUCCGCGCAGUAACCCGCGAAGUCCGCGAUCUCGACCGCGAUGUCACCCGUCUCCUCGAUCCCUUCGAAGGCGCAUUUAAUCCCUCCGCCGACCCGGCCACCGCCUGCGCCCUACUGGUCGACCACCUCUGCAUGCGCCGAAACAAGCGCUGCCUCAUGGCGUACCACCGCGUGCGAACGGAGAAACUAGAGGAACUCUGCUGGACGGGCGUGGACGUGUUGGAACAGCAGCAGCCUAGCGAGAGUGGUGAGGACCGGGGCGUGGCGCAGGCGGGCGCUGGACAGCAUAGCUCGUUGAGUCCCGAGGAGGAGGAGUAUUUUCGACAGUAUGGGGAUAUGUUGGCAGCUUAUAAGGGGCAGUGGACGGAUAUUGAUUUGACGGGGACGUUGGAGCCGCCCAAGGACUUGUUUAUUGAUGUUAGGGUUUUGAAGGAUGCGGGGGAGAUCCAGACCGAGUAUGGCGUGAUCAAUUUGACCAAGAACAGUCAGCUUUAUGUUCGACAGGGGGACGUCGAGCGGUUGAUUGCCCAAGGCUUCCUGGAGCGAUUGAGCUGAGGGAGCAUUGCGAUGGGCUGAUGGUGGGAAUUGGGGAGGAGUUUUGCGAUUUGUUUUUGAUACCCCGCCAUGGAUGAGAUGGCUCAUGUGAAGAUCGUACCAUUUAUUCUGUCGAUCUCCAAUCUAGCAAGCAUACAACAAAAAUUAUGUGAAGCGC
Messenger RNA from Penicillium brasilianum, 1190 nucleotides. The record is from the annotation of a GenBank genome assembly. Lineage: Eukaryota; Fungi; Ascomycota; Eurotiomycetes; Eurotiales; Aspergillaceae.